Molecule: messenger RNA, 1941 nt
Organism: Nyctereutes procyonoides (raccoon dog)
Lineage: Eukaryota; Metazoa; Chordata; Mammalia; Carnivora; Canidae
Gene: DEDD2
Product: death effector domain containing 2
Biological process (GO): extrinsic apoptotic signaling pathway via death domain receptors; apoptotic process; regulation of apoptotic process
Cellular component (GO): nucleolus
Molecular function (GO): DNA binding; protein binding
Source: RefSeq, a predicted model, not a curated record
CGAGUUGGGGGAAGGAGGAGGGGCGAGGUGACGCAGGCGUAAUAAUAGAGAAGGUGCCAGAAAGAUCCAAAACAAGUGGCUGCGGCCGUCGCCCAGGAGUCCUCAGACGCCGGAAUCUGGCCCUGGUGCCACCCACCCCUCCCGGACAUGGCGCUGUCCGGGUUGACCCCCGCCCCGAGCUGGGAGGAGGAUGAAUGCCUGGACUACUACGGGAUGCUGUCGCUUCACCGUAUGUUCGAGGUGGUGGGCGGGCAGCUGACCGAGUGCGAGCUGGAGCUUCUGGCCUUCCUGCUCGACGAGGCCCCCGGCGCGGCCGGCGGUCUGGCCCGCGCCCGAAGCGGCCUGGAGCUGCUGCUGGAGCUGGAGCGCCGCGGACAGUGCGACGAGAGCAACCUUCGCCUGCUGGGGCAACUCCUGCGCGUCCUGGCGCGCCACGACCUGCUGCCGCACCUGGCGCGCAAGAGGCGCCGGCCAGUGUCUCCAGAACGCUACAACUAUGGCACCGCCUCUGGCUCUUCUUCUAAAAGGACUGAAGGUAGCCGUCGUCGCCGUCGCCAGUCCAGUGGUACCUCAGAGGUUCAGCAGGGUCAGUGGGAGACAGGCUCCCCACCGACCAAGCGGCAGCGGCGGAGUCGGGGCCGGCCCAGUGGUGGUGCCAGACGGCGGCGGAGAGGGACCCCAACCACCCCCCAGCAGCAGCAGCAGCAAGAGCCAGCCAGACCUGCCUCAGAAGGCAAAGUGACCUGUGACAUCCGGCUCAGGGUGCGAGCAGAGUACUGUGAGCACGGGCCUGCCUUGGAGCAGGGCGUGGCAUCCCGGCGGCCCCAGGCGCUGGCACGGCAGCUGGACGUGUUUGGGCAGGCCACCGCAGUGCUGCGCUCACGAGACCUGGGCUCCGUGGUUUGCGACAUCAAGUUCUCAGAGCUCUCCUAUCUGGACGCCUUCUGGGGCGACUACCUGAGUGGUGCCCUGCUGCAGGCCCUGCGGGGCGUGUUCCUGACUGAGGCCCUUCGUGAGGCCGUGGGCCGGGAGGCUGUCCGCCUGCUGGUCAGUGUGGACGAGGCCGACUACGAGGCCGGCCGGCGCCGCCUGCUGCUGAUGGAGGGAGGGGGACGGCGCCCGACUGAGGCCUCCUGAUCCUGGAACGGGGAGGACUAAACCCACCUCCUAGCCUCUGGGCUAUUUCCUCCCCCAGAGGACAUCCAUCUCUGCCCCUAGAGGACUGUCACUCCAGCAGCUCUGAGGACUGGGACAGAUGGCCUGGCUCCUUGACAGACUCUCCCACAGGAUGUGGGCUCUGAGGCCUAAACCACUUCCACCUGAGUUUCCUUCCCAACCUCCUCCCCACCCUACCCUCUGGUGUGUACCCCCAGCUUCAGGAGGCCAGGGACUCAGGCAUGCAGAUCAGAAAGGGAGGGAGGCAUAGCUACACAUUCACCAAAGGCCCCCUGCACACAGUGUCCCUGCCUCUGGGCUGUGCACGAACAUGCACACUGCCCCUCUGGAAUCUCACCUGGGCUCCUGCCCUGGCCACCACACAUGUCUUUGGCCCAAGGGCUUCUCUCUCAGGAUCUCUGAUUUUACUGCCCCCAAUCCUGGACCUCAGCUACGCUGGGCACUGGGGCUUGGGUGUACACGGGGCCUGCUCACCUUGCCCACACAUCUCUACAGCCAGCCAGGGCUCUGCCCAGCUUCCAUACACAGACCUGGCUCUCCACAUUUUCCUGCUGCCCAUGGUUGGAUGCAGACUUGCACAAGGACCUGCACUUGGAAUGUCACACAUGCAUCACAGCAGUAUCAGACCAAGUGUGUUGUCACCCAUGGGGCCAGGAUCAGCAACUUCCUUCUCAGAAAGGGAAGGCAAAGGCUUGGGGCUGAUGGGAAAGGCCUUUUACAAAUGGCACCAAUAAAACUGCCCUGGAUUGGGGCUUAGGGUGGGCA